This is a messenger RNA of Osmia bicornis bicornis, 5356 nucleotides long. Its product is annotated as tumor necrosis factor receptor superfamily member 4-like. Gene Ontology annotation, biological process: inflammatory response. NCBI's taxonomy places the organism in Eukaryota, Metazoa, Arthropoda, Insecta, Hymenoptera, Megachilidae. Gene Ontology annotation, molecular function: tumor necrosis factor receptor activity; protein binding. Bases 352 to 882 code for a protein of 176 amino acids. The transcript has 3 exons. The record is from RefSeq and is a predicted model, not a curated record.
CGAAGCAAGGUGGUGUGUCCUGUCAACUCUUUCAGAGUUACCUGAAACUUUAUCAGUUCAAAGAGGAACGGUACAGAGUUCAUCGACAUUGUGUCUUCAAAGUUUCGCACGACAUUGUACCGGUUAAUCACGAUUGGUAAGAGUGCCGGUGAUCGUUUCCCGCUUCUCGAUCGAAUCGAAGAGGUCACGUGAGGGGAUCGCGUUGGUUCGUAAACCGUGUAAAUCGACUUUAAACCGUACCAUCGAUUCGUGAUCGAUGUGCACCUGCGAACGUUUACGUGGGAUGCUGUAAGCCGAAAGGAUCGAAGCGUCUACAUUCGCGUGAAAUAACGAAACAAGAUAAAAGGAGAAAUGUUUCCCGGACGAGGAUUAAUCGUCAUCGCCCUUGGCGUCUGCUGCAUAAUCGCUCUGCUUCAGGUGAUCGAAGCCAGACCUCGCAUCAGGCACCAGAAAGGCGGCACUCAUUGCAGCAGAUGCGGUCCAGGAUGGGGCGUAGUGAACCGUUGUACCCGUGGCCGCGACACGGAUUGCGGAAAAUGCGCACAAGGCACCUACAGCCCUCAUCACAGCACCCAACCCUGUUGGAUCUGCUCGAGGUGCGGUCCAGGACUGUACGAAGCGCAUCCCUGCACCUCGACCACCGACACCGUCUGCGAUUCCUGCCACAGACCAGCUCCGGACAAUCUUGAUUAUCAGAGGAAGUGCAAGGACAGAAGCAGCGUUUUCCUUGCGCCGGAAGACGCACAGGAGACCGGAGAGGAGAGUGUCUUGGUAAACGAUCCCGAUGGCCAAGAUCAAUUGAACGAUGGGGAAGAAGUACUGGAGGAUGAUGCGGAAGCAGAGGCUAUGUCCAAGGAGCUCAGGUCACUGGAAAGGUUUUAAGAUGGAUGAUGAUUCUUCUUCGUUGCUCGAAAGGUUCCUAGAAUUUUACGAGCGAUUCCCUCGAGAUUCUUGGAAGUUUAACCGAGAAGUUGAAGAAUUCAUAGGACAGGACACGAAGGUGGAUCUCUGGAGAUUUCUCCGCUUCGAAUUGGGGAACUAGGAAUUAUCGAGCUCGUGAAAAUUCAUUGAAUUUGAAAGCAAACGUGUCACUGAAUGUUGAAAAUCUUCCUUGGUGUUUAUGGAAAUUGGAUCAUGAACUUCUUUUAGAUUUCAUGAAACUGGUAUUCUACUCCCUUUUCAAUAGUUUGAAAACAAUAGGAUCUAAAGAUCUGUUCCCCUUUUCAAUAAUUAUCUAUGAGGAUCAUAAAUAGGCUGAAUUAUGCAGGCUGUUUUCGAUCUGGUAGUAUAAUGAAAACUUAGAGCGACAUGUUUUCGUUGAAGGUUUUGAAAUCUUUAUAAUUUAAAAAAACCGCUUAAACAAAUGGCGCCAUCUCCUGUUUGGUGCUAAAAAUGAGCUUUCGCCGAUAGAGGCGCUAAAAUUAGAUUGUUAGUUCUUCUCUUCAACGCCAGGCGAUGCUUCAAUAGAAUCGCGCCAGAUUAGAAUGAUUUGAAUUUAAAUCAUUAAUGCUAAUACGCAGCCUCGAUUUACGCUUUUGGUUGGUCCUCGUGUGCUGAGACCUUAGAUUUACAGGGUGUUUAGAGAAAAGAUAGAAUUAUCUAUCAUGUUGGCAAAGAAUUCUGUUUCUUAAACACCCUGUAUUCUGUAUAAUUACUCGUCAACUCUGGUGCUCGUUCUAUCAACGUUCCGUCAAGACUAAUCGUUAAGUUGUUCUAUGCUAAGUUCGAACAAGGAUCGAUAAGCGUCCUUUGAUCCUCGAUUGCUAGUCACUUAGUUGCUAACUAGUCGAUAAGAUGUAAUAUACAAGCAGCAGUAUACUCGCGUGUUUUUCUGUAACUCGACCUCUGUAUUUAUAUAUAUGUAUAUCCAAAGAUCUCUUUGAUGAACUCUGGACACCAAAUUCUUUUUAAAAAUGAAGCAAAGAAACUUUUCUCUCUUUCCAAAGAGAAUUGUGUUUAUCUGAAUGUCUGUGUCCAGAGAUCUCCAUCACUUCUCAUUACUCUCUCUCCCUAGAGAGACGACCCAUGCUUCAGUGUGCUCCUUGACUUCCUGGGUAAUCGGAAAUACUUACAUGGUUCUUAUGUAGACACGUUGCUAAUAAAAAUCAUGUGUAAAUACACUUCUGUAAAUAUAGAAACGAUAACAAUAUGUUUUAGUUGCUGUCUGAAAAUUUUAAUCGUAUUAAGCACGAACAGUUUCGUUAUUUUGCUUUUAAAAAGCUUCUUUCGUCCCUUGUCUAUGGUAUAUAAAUUGAUAAAAGUGAUUAUCCUGUUUUAUAUGUGCAAAAUGUGCCAAGAUACAUUUAAAUAUGAUCUAUGUUCGCACGAACGAUCAUACGCAUGCGCACGCGCAUGCGCGCGACAAGUUUUCCCAUUCCUAUAUAAGUAGCGCGCACGAUAAUCACCAGUACGCCACUUGGCGCGGCGGUGACAACAGGUGUGUCGGUGUCACAGCGUUUUGCUGUGCAAAUCAGGUAAAUGAAGUUUUCAACUCAGGCGUUCACGACGAAUUAACAUGAAUCUGAAUCGAAUACAUAAUCGAGGGCACACUUUGUACGAAGUUAUAUGUAUGUAUGUAUAGUUUAAUAAUAUAAAUCAAUAGCAUUUUACAAACGUACAUGUACGUGGAGGCUAAACGAUACAAACAAUGUUCGCAGAAAAGUCGCAAAAUAAACGUAAUCGUAUAAUAUUUCAAAGCUUUCUUCGCGUAAAGAUUAAAUGUAGAAAUUUCGUUUGUAAACUCUUCUAUUUUUCUGAUCUACAACCGAACGAAAUAUCCUAAUAAACACGCGAACGCCCUCAGUGUUUAUGCUUUGUGCCGCGAAUGUAAAUGUUGGAUUUGUGUGACCUAAACGGAGGCAAACGAGGAACUUACUACGACUUUCGAUGGCUCAGCGAAUUUAUUCAAUAGUUUUGAACACUUUUAUUUUAUUAUCUUCUUUGCUUUGAAUAAGAAAAUAAUGUAAUUAUUAGAAAUUUUAAAGAAGCUUAGACAUUUUAUAACUAUGCAGCAAAUUGUUUUUCAAUAAAUACGAUUAUAGAACGUGUCACAGCCAUAAACGAUCCGCACGGUCCAUAUUCCCAGUCUUACAAUUGUUUGAAUGUAUGUAUAUUCUACGUUAAUAAACAUAGAUUCAAAGAUUAUUUUUUAUUGCAAUUGUAAAUUCUUGAAAAUUUCUUACUAUUCGAAAUACUUUAAAUAUAUCAAAAUUACUUCGCUGAGACAUCGAAUUUUAUUACGAUAUCGGUUAUCAAUAAAAUGAGCGAAGGGCAAUUAAAAAUUAGAAAAAAGAAAAACAAUGAGAUCAACACUGCACAUCCAUACGAAUUGCGACUCUAAAUGAAGUUUGCAAUAAACAAUAAACGUUAGCAACUUCAUAGUUCGUUUGCCAACGAUUGCAAACAUCUCUAACAGAGUUCGCUAGAGUCGUAUUCUUAUUAUUUAGUCGAAUUCCUACAUUUCAAUCUAUACACGGAAAUAAGAAAGCAACGAGACUGACAAAGAUUUUUAUUAGAGCUGUUGAAAUAUUCAAAUUGAAAAAAGUUACCCGCCUAUUCGUGAGGUAGUCGAGGACUGCCAAUUCGGGAGCCAAUCGUCUUUCGGACAUUUCCGAUCAUUCUCGAUGUUAGUCGGAGACGACCGAAAGGACUAUCAACUUUUAAAGUCUGUGCUUCACCUCAUUUACUUGGAUUUCUUUUGAACAAUCAGGUAAUUUUUAUCUAUUUAAUUGAAAUCAAUAGCCCUAAUUUUUAUCGGAAUAAAUCUCUGCAGCAUUGUAACAAAUGCGUUUCAUUUGUAAUGUCACGAUUGCCAUUCAAUCAGGACACCGCGACAUAUAGUCUAACAAUUGUGUGUCGCCAUACACAUUUCUUUCUCGAUAAUUCGUAUUAUAUAUAUUUAUAUUUAUAUGAAUUAUAUAUACUUUAUUUAUAUUUGUAUAUAUGCAUCCGCGCGCGCGUGUAUAUGUAUAUACGAGUCGUUUGAAGGUAAGUCUAAUCGGAUGAACAAAUAUGGUUCACACAUUCGUAGUGAUAAACAUACAGACACGUAUGAAAGUAGUGGAAUUAAUCACGAACCCCAUUUAUCGCUUGGAAACAUAAAUCAUUUCAAUAAAUCCAUGACUGGGCGAUUGUUUCUGAGAGCUUUUGCUCAAUUAUGUUAAUUACACUUAUAUUUUAUUUAUUUCAUUUGUGAAAUGAUCAGUAGUGUAUAAAAGAAUAAUAAAUAUAAAAAUAAUAAAGAACAAUUAUUAUAUAAUAGUAUACUUUCAGCGUGUUCUGUGUCUAAAUAAAGCAUAAAAAAAUAAAUAAUUUGCAAGAAGACAGUAACAUGUUCUUUGAACUGAAAUUUUUAGCACCAAUUUAUAGAGUUAAGAUCCUUAUAACAUACUAUCUUUUAAGCUUUAAAAUUUCACUUACAAAGAACAAGUCGAUAACACUAAAAAUAUUUAAACGAAACAAAAAUAGACAUGCUAAGUUUUCCAUUCAUGCUAUGGUGAAUGAUACACGAUGAAAGGAAUUACGGGGAGGAGGGAAUAAGAAGAAAAGUUUUGAAUAUAAAUUUAUACUAUACGAACAUAAAAAAAACAAAAAAUAUACAUACAUCUCGUGUUCGCAUGAUAAAGAAAUUAUAAAUGAAAGAACUGCAGGAGAGAAAAAAAAUUCAAACGAUAUUACAAAUCGUCGCGCCUACAAGAACUUGAUUCUGUGUCUCUUCUGCAAUGAUUUCUUAUCGGUACAUUUUAAUCAAUGGAUUUCUUAUGUACAAUUCAAUUAGAGAUUUACAAUUUCCACGUAACAGUGUUAUAAUCGUGAAGCGUGAUAUCGUCUUAAGAUGUCGCUCAGAGCUGCUCCUUUUUUUUUUCUCUUCUUCUUUAACACUUACGACGAAACAUAUAUAAUUAAUCUCCAACGCAUUCGUGAACAUCAUCUGUACAAGAUAUACUACUGAAUAUACAUCUCACACAAGACUCGUUAAAGACGAUUAGAAAAAUUCUUCUAAUGAUUUCUUACGUUUUUUUUUUCUUUUCUUUUGCUUGUUUACCUCUCACUGAACUUAAUCGCUCCUCUCGUGCGAGUCAAUGAACAUUAACCAGCCAUGGAUUUUAUACACCAACGUCCGAGGUAAAGAAUAUCCGGGAUCAGAAGGGUAGAAUAAGCGGAAUGGCGGGUAAGGGGUCGGGAACCAGGAGCGAUCAUAUCGAAUCUACUAAUUACAAGAGGAUUUUUGAGCUCCGUUAAAUACAAGGAAAUUCUACGAUAAACAACUAAUAUCAUACAACUACUGUCAUCGUGCCCAAAUCUACUCUCGCUCACGUAACAAUGAUAAUAAUCUCAAAAACGAAAUCGGUACGAA